Molecule: messenger RNA, 1266 nt
Organism: Bombyx mandarina (wild silkworm)
Lineage: Eukaryota; Metazoa; Arthropoda; Insecta; Lepidoptera; Bombycidae
Source: RefSeq, a predicted model, not a curated record
UAAAAGUAAGUUUAAGAUAAUUACGAGUAUACAUGAUGUCAAAAUUAAUAGACGAUUUGUUUGAUAAGAAGAAGGAUGAAGCACCGAUGCUGGACUUGUCGAAAACUGUUAUAAAUACCGCUGAAGAAUACAGAGCCGUUCUUGAUAAAGUUCCGGAUUUCAAAACUAGACCAGAAAAGGUAAAAGCUGAGGACAUAAAAAUUAAAGAUAAAGUUGAGGAUCAAAAAACGAAAACGCCAAGAAAAGAAAUAAGGGCGUACGAAAAAUUAGGAACAAGAGGCUAUGAAGAAAAACAUUUCACGUUUAUGGAUCCCAUACCGGUCGAAAUGAAGGCAUUGAAAUUUGAGGAGCUGUGUGCUGUGCCAAUUGAAUGGAGAAUGUUAACCUCUACAAGACCUAAAUCUAAAUUAGACGAAGAAUAUUUUAAUAGACUGAUUGAAUUAGGCAAGUCUGAAUUAAGGACAAAAGCAAGAGAUAAAAGAGAGUAUGCUAAAAACACUAUGAUCAGAAAAACAAAAAAUCGUUCUGGAGUGACUGAAACCAGAAUCCUGUCCUGUCCUGAAUGUGGUGAAGAGUAUUGCAACGGGAAAAUGUGCGCUAUAACCAACUACGAUAUGUUUGCACGUUUAAAAGUGGAAGUUGAAACAAAAACAUCAAGAGUACAGGUCGCACCAACACAGGGCGCGGGCAAGCUACGCCGGUUACGACGCCGCGCGAAACGUAAACCUCGAAGCAAAAGUGCCGCACCGGUACUGACGAAAUCUAAACUCGUAAACAAAUCUGGAGCUAGAAGCGAUUCUGAACUUUAACGUGCUCUAAUAUUUAUUCAAUCUAAGCAUGAUAUUUGAUCAAUAUUAAAUCCGCAUAUGCUGCUUUAAAACAAUACGUUUAAAACAAAACUUCUCAUAUCAGCUUUUAGAGAUAAAAUUAUUUAUAACUGAUCAACCUACUCAUUUUUCAAUUGUCGUACUUCGCUUACCUACUACUAGUCAAGUAAUUUAUUAUAGCUAGGUACGUAAAUAAACUACUUUAGUAAUUAUGAUACUUAUAAGAAUCUCAAUUUUUAUACUCUUUCACAUUCUUAAUUUUUUUUACAAUCAAAUAAAAAAUGUAUGAAACGUGUUUUUUGUAUUUUAAUUUUUACGAACCAAAUCCUUAGUGGCUGUGAACACAAUCCCCAUAGCGUAUAUUUUACCCGAAUUUAGGCCGGUGACGCUGAUAUGUUCUCUCUAGAGUGUAAACAUCAGUGUGCUUAGAGCGAGUUUU